Messenger RNA from Sitodiplosis mosellana (orange wheat blossom midge), 3969 nucleotides. Its product is annotated as probable ATP-dependent RNA helicase DDX43. NCBI's taxonomy places the organism in Eukaryota, Metazoa, Arthropoda, Insecta, Diptera, Cecidomyiidae. Gene Ontology annotation, molecular function: RNA helicase activity; RNA binding; ATP binding. The record is from RefSeq and is a predicted model, not a curated record. Bases 1167 to 3569 code for a protein of 800 amino acids. The transcript has 12 exons.
GUGUGUUAUGAGUUGCAUUUUGUGAGUGUGUGCGGUAUUGAAUUGAUUGGGUUUCCCAUACAGACAGAAAAAAGGGCAAAAAAUUGUUUGUUUGUUUCGGUUGUAUUUCAUUUUUUUUACUUUUCAUUUUUUUUUUCAUCUUAACUAUUGUGUCGGACGACAUGAUACGGUCUCAAAAUCCCAAUGUGCAAUGACAAAUAGCGAAUAAAUAAAAAAAAAUUCGAUUCGCCAUAAUCGUUUUUCGGUAUAACCAUGUUUCUUUUGUAAAUGCGCAUUGUAUCAUUGAGCUUUCUCCCCCUUCGGAAAAAAAAAAUCUUCCCGUCCUAAAAAAAACCAUUUCCUUCGAAUUUUACAUGAAUUUUUAUUCCCAGUCGGAUGCGUUUUUCGCCAAAAAAAAAUUGUCGCUUCCAUUAACAAUUCCAAGAAAAAGUUUCUUAAAUCUAAAACAACACGAAUUUACUUACAAUUGGAUGCAACAAAACUGAUUUUAUUGUAUGGAUAUUUAAUUUUUUUUUAUAAUGCGUGUUUGAAAUGCUUUGUUGAACGAACACGAAUAGUUUCUACGACGAAUCCACACUGAAAAUGGUCGACUCCUAAUAAACAAAGAUGGUUGCCAUCAAUCGAUGUUUAUCCACAUGAAGAAAGUAUUUAACAUUUUUACUACGUUUUCGGUCGUUUGUUACAGCAAACGCAUUGUAGCAGAUUCCUAUGUUAGCCGCAUGCGAUUGCAUGUGGUAGUAUGCAUGUACGGCAUGUGAAUGUGAAAAUGCCGCUGUGAUUACCAUUUUUAGUACACGGUACUUUUGUCAUAAAUCUUCUACUAUUGUUUUUCCUGCUUUUUUUCCCGCAUCAAAUCGGCAAACAAAAUUGCAGGAGUAGAUUUCUGGUUUGACAUGUGACAACGAACGCUAUGCUACAUACAGCACCGGCACAACGGGAUGCUUGUGUGUGCGUGCGUUUGCUCUGCAGCUCAUAAACAAAACAGUUAAAGUUGAAACUCUGCAACUAUUGUGAAAUUCUUGUAAGUGCAGACAAAACUAAAACAUUGCGUUUUGCACGGCAACGAACAUUUUGAACACGUGCUUUUUUUUCCACAUUUACCGUUUUGGCAAAUAAAUAGAUUUUCUUAUUAGAAAUUGUAGCCAUUGAUUGAACACACAGUCACAAUGAGCGAUUGGGAAGAAGAUGAUCCAAAACCGCAAAUGGCACCACCGCCUCCCAUGCGACGUGCUGCCGCUCAACAAAACGAUGAUUGGGACGAAGGCCCAUCAUCGAACACGGCAAACAAUGGUUUCAACAGACAAAGAAGCCGUAGCUCCAAUCGCGGUGAUUCAGAUGGUAAGCGAGCCAACAACAAUUACAUGGAUUCCAGUGACGGCCAAGAGAACCAAGUGGCAUUCGCUGUAAGCAAGACAAGCGUCGGUUCGAUUAUCGGUCGCCAAGGUUCGAAAAUCAAAGAGCUCCAAGAGCAAUUCCAUGUCCGCAUAAAUAUUGACAAAGAAAGCGUUGACAGAGAUGGAAAUGUCUCGGUCACCGUCAAAGGUGCAAUGCGUGAUGCAAACGAUGCCAAAAGAAACAUCAUGGAAUUGGUCAGUUCUAAUUCAAAUUGGAACUCUGAUCGUAAUAGUGGCGGUGGUGGUGGUGGUGGACGACAGUCAGACCGCAGCGACAAUUCACGAAACUACAAUUCUCGCAAUGACAGUUCACAAAACUUUGAACGUCGCAAUAAUCGAGAUAGCUCACGUAGCAAUGAUUCGCGUUCAAAUGACACGGUCGAAAUUUACCCAGACAAAGUGGGCUCUGUGAUUGGUCGUGGCGGUGAAACAAUCCGAAAUAUUCAAGACACAUUCAAGGUUAGGGUUAACAUUGAUAAAAAUCCAAACUUCAAUGGAAAAUCGACUGUCACCGUGUCGGGCAGUCAAAGCGAUGUGGCAAAUGCCAUUGGUAGAAUUAGAGAAUUGGUUGGCGAACCAAAUGAAUCUCAUCAAAAUAGCUACGGAUCGAAUCCGCAGCAGGGCAACAGUGAGCCAGAGCGCAUGGAAUUCGAAGUGAUUGAUUGGCAAGCGGCCGCUCGCGAAUCUGAAGAAGCAAAUCGUCGACGUUGGGCACAACUGCCACCAUUGCAAAAGGUAUUCUACGAGGAACAUCCGGAUGUCGCAAACAUGUCACCCGAACAUGUUGAAGAAAUUCGUAGUCAAAACAACAAUAUCACCGUCAGUCGCCUGUUCCUCGAUGAAAAUGGUGCAAACGAUGCUUCGUCUCCGAUUCCAAAUCCAAUCGAGCGAUUCGAACAAUGUUUCGCCAAAUAUCCCGAUUUGUUGGAGCAAAUCACAAAUCAAGGCUUCCAAAAGCCAUCUCCAAUCCAAGCACAAGCAUGGCCCGUAUUGAUGAAAGGUGAAGAUUUGAUUGGUAUCGCACAAACUGGAACAGGUAAGACACUCGCUUUCCUCCUUCCCGCGAUGAUUCACACCGAGUACCAGACUAUUCCACGCCCGCGCAGUGGACCGAAUGUUCUGGUUUUGGCGCCAACACGCGAAUUGGCCCUACAAAUCGAAAAAGAAGUCGCAAAAUACUCGUUCCGUGGCAUGAAAGCUGUGUGCGUCUAUGGAGGUGGUGAUCGAAAGGCACAGAUUAGUAACAUUGAGACUGGUGUCGAAAUCAUCAUCGCCACGCCGGGGAGAUUGAACGAUUUGGUCGAAGCCAAAGUAAUUGAUGUUUGUACAAUUACAUUCUUAAUUCUUGACGAAGCUGACCGAAUGCUGGACAUGGGAUUUGAGCCACAAAUCCGUAAGGUAUUGUUGAAUAUUCGGCCGGACAGACAAACCGUUAUGACAUCGGCCACGUGGCCAGCUGGUGUUCGCCGCUUGGCACAACGUUACAUGUCGAAUCCGAUUCAAGUGUGCGUCGGAACAUUGGAUUUGGCCGCCGUUCAUUCCGUGUCACAGGUCAUCAAGAUCAUCGAUGAAGAUGAUAAAUUCAGCACGGUCAUGAAUUUUGUCAAAGAACAAAUGGAUCCCGAAGAAAAGGCGAUCAUUUUCUGUGGUAAAAAGGCCAGAGUAGACGAUUUGAGCAGUGAAUUCAGCUUGGCUGGCAUUUGUUGUUCGUGCAUUCACGGCGAUCGUGAUCAAUCCGAUCGAGAGCAAGCAUUGCUCGACAUCAAAGAUGGGGUGGUGAAAAUUUUGAUUGCCACCGAUGUGGCAUCGCGUGGUCUUGACAUUCAAGACUUGAGCUACGUGAUCAAUUACGAUUUUCCACGCAAUAUCGAGGAAUACGUUCACCGUGUAGGUCGGACUGGACGAGCUGGUAAAACUGGCAAAAGUAUUUCAUACGUGACCCGUAGUGAUUGGGGCAGUGCCGGUGAAUUGAUCAAAAUUCUCGAAGAAGCCGAUCAAGAUGUGCCCGAUGAGCUUCGCGACAUGAAAUCUCGUUUUGACUCAAUGCAAGAGCGCCGAGAGCGCGAAAGACAAAGCAUGGGCGGAGGUGGCGGUGGCGGUGGAGGUCGUCGUUUUGGUGGUGGUGGAGGUGGUGGUCGUUUUGGUGGCGGAGGUGGUGGCCGACCAAGAUGGUAAACAUUUGCCAAUCCUCAAUGCUCUACGGACCGAAAGCUGCUGCCAGUUUUUCUUCAAUUGCAUUCGACAUGCGAUCAACAAAUUGGUUUCUCAUGUAGCAUAAGAUUAGCACAUUUCAAACAAACUUAACAAUGUUAACUUCAAAACUGUGAUCAUUGUAAAUUACAAUUUGUAAUAGGGUUACAAUAGUUUCUGAACAUUUAGCAAGUUAGUUGAUGAUAUUUUUUCUCUUCGAAGACGGAAAAAGUACAAAAAAAAACAAAUGCUUACUAUAUUGACCUUAGAAAGGCCACUCAAAGUCUUUUAAAAUCAAAAUAAAAGUCAAAAACGAAAAAAAAAAACAACAACCAAUGGAAUUGAAUCCAAACAUAUGAUUAAAUUAAACAGAUUUCGUUAUUUA